AUGGAGACCUUAAAGGCAGUCUUCUUCGGGCCUGACCCUCAAGUCCAGAUGAGAAAAUGCAAUGCCCUCAUUCGCGCAAACACACGACAACUCGAUCGGGAUCUUGCUCAACUAAAAGCCCUCGACAGUAAGACCCGACAAUACAUCCUCAAUGCCUCCAAGCGAGCCCAGCGAAACCCGUCACAGGCCAAACAAGCAACUAGCGAAACCAAAACCUUUGCUCGAGAACUAGUGCGGAUCCGAAAACAAUCAACAAGAUUGAAUACCAGUCGAGCCCAACUGCAGAGUGUUGGGAUGCAGGUCAAUGAAGCUUUUUCCGUUCGCAAAAUCCAAGGCAGUCUGCAGAAGUCGACCGCUAUCAUGAAAGAUGUUAAUACACUGGUGCGAAUGCCUGAACUGUACUCUACUAUGCACCAACUCUCUACGGAGUUGAUCAAAGCUGGGAUCAUCGAUGAAAUAGUGGAGGAUGCUAUGCCUGCCAAUGAGUUAUUGGAAGAGGAGGAGGAUGAAGCCGAGGCAGAAGUGGACAAGGUGCUCCAAGAAAUCUUACAGGGCAAGCUUUCUCAGGCACCCGUCAAGCUAGAGUCGCCUAUCGAGGAGGCACCCGUGGCCGAGCCCGAGUUCGAGGAUCAAGAAGCAACCCUUGAACAAAUGCGAGGUCGGCUUGAGGCUUUGAAGAGCUGA
Messenger RNA from Penicillium angulare, 684 nucleotides. RefSeq names its product ESCRT-III subunit protein VPS24. Bases 1 to 684 code for a protein of 227 amino acids. The record is from RefSeq and is a predicted model, not a curated record. NCBI's taxonomy places the organism in Eukaryota, Fungi, Ascomycota, Eurotiomycetes, Eurotiales, Aspergillaceae. The transcript is spliced from 2 exons. Gene Ontology annotation, biological process: late endosome to vacuole transport; protein transport; endosome transport via multivesicular body sorting pathway. Gene Ontology annotation, cellular component: ESCRT III complex; multivesicular body.